AUGUGGGCUUUGGUGUAUCUAUUUAUAUCUUCUCAGAGAGUUGCUGGUUGUCUAGUUGCUAAACCAAUAAAAGAAGCAUUCAAAGUCCUUCCUUGUUCAGUGGAUAAAAGAUCUGAUGCUACUAAAAAGGAUUCGAAAUCAGAUUCAACCACUCUUCGAUUUGGGGAAAUCAUAUUGCAGAGGGAAACCACAAAGAAAGCCCCCACUGUCAAUUCUCUUGAAGUGUUGGAUAGGAAGAGCAAUGGAGCUAUUGUCUGUGAAGAGAAAGCUGUAUCCGCUAUUUGUGGCAUUAGAGCAAUCUGGGUCACUCCCUCUAACAGAAGAAAGCGCAUUGCCGUCCCGUUACUGGAUGCUGUGAGGUAA
Messenger RNA from Hevea brasiliensis (rubber tree), 363 nucleotides. RefSeq names its product protein CHROMOSOME TRANSMISSION FIDELITY 7-like. The transcript is spliced from 2 exons. Gene Ontology annotation, biological process: mitotic sister chromatid cohesion. Gene Ontology annotation, molecular function: protein-lysine-acetyltransferase activity. The coding region runs from base 1 to 363 and encodes 120 amino acids. Gene Ontology annotation, cellular component: chromatin; nucleus. Lineage: Eukaryota; Viridiplantae; Streptophyta; Magnoliopsida; Malpighiales; Euphorbiaceae. The record is from RefSeq and is a predicted model, not a curated record.